This is a messenger RNA of Symbiodinium sp. CCMP2592, 768 nucleotides long. The record is from the annotation of a GenBank genome assembly. NCBI's taxonomy places the organism in Eukaryota, Dinophyceae, Suessiales, Symbiodiniaceae.
AUGGGACAUGGCGAUCUGGACGGCGGAGGCUUGCUGGCGGGUGCUUGGCUGGAAGGGGGUGGCUGGAUGAAGAGAGGUGGAAGGAAGGGGGCGGUGAAUGGAGGGGGCCUGGGAGGGGCUGACUGGAUGAGGGGAGGGUUGAGUGACAGGGCGGUUGGAUGGAGGGAAGUGACUGGAUGGAGGGAGGGAUGGAACGGGAGUGAAAUGCGGGGUGACCUGACGUGGACCAACGCCAGCAUCACCUUCAGCUUUGCCAGUGGUGGUGUCGGAGAGCCGGAAAAGUACGUGGUGAUCACUGGCAUGGACAGGAUGUACCGCAUCCUGCCGGACGCUGUGGUGAUGACGAAGGAACUCAAGACCAUGGCGGUCGUGGGCAUCUCGGGGUGGCAAGCAUUCAAAGGCAAGUGGGGAUCCUCCCAUUAUGGCAAGGACGACCUCCUCUGGAUCCGCACAGAGAUAAACCCCAUCAUCGGCGUCACCACCAGCAGCAUGAUUCCACCCCGCAAUGCCGGCUACCCCGUCUAUCGGAAGGGCUCCGAGAAACCCUACUACCUGCACAAGGGAGUCCAGAGCACCAUCAGUAUCGAUGAAGUAAAGAUGGCAUCGGAGCAGACACCUUCCGAAGUUCAUGUGGAAGUCCGAGGGCACAGCACCAAGCCACUAAACGCUCCAGAUCGCCAAAUCGUGGCAUUGCUGGAUGCCAUGCUACAACUCCGACGCCGACAAGUGUGGGCCAGUGGCAUUUUGCACGAAAGUUACGAAAGGUGA